Molecule: messenger RNA, 8029 nt
Organism: Sus scrofa (pig)
Lineage: Eukaryota; Metazoa; Chordata; Mammalia; Artiodactyla; Suidae
Source: RefSeq, a predicted model, not a curated record
UCAGAACUGGGAGCCUGGGGAAGCCGGGAAGCCAGGAAGAAAGGUUUGAAGCUUGGGUAGGGGAGGCCAGGUGAGGCUUUAGAGGACCAGCGAAAGUUAAAACUGUAUGGGCACCUACUAUGGUCCAGGGUAAUCCCGCAACUUCACCUAUUUAGAGAAAAUGCAAUUAGUGGAGUACCUACCAUGUGUCAGGCUGGGUGCUUAUCCCAGCAAAGAAAGACUUACUGAAUUUCUUCCGUGUGCCAGGUUUGGUGCUAGAAGCUUUCCAUUUAAGAGAUCUGGAGCAACAGCCUGUUUGAAAAUAAGGAAAUUGAGGCUCAGAGAGGAACAGGCAUUUCCGUCCUUUCCCCAAAUAUUCCCUCUCCCCUUCCCAAGCCAGCUUCAGCCUGCAAACCUGAACAAGGGUGGGGUGGGGCUGGGAGGGGGCCAGUUUGUGCCCCCUCCCCCACAGCCCAGCCUUGGCAAAGACCUCCUUUGAGAAGGGACGCUUAAGGAGUGCUUUUCCUGUCCAGAGUUCCUCGAGCUUUGGGCAAGGGUGGGGAUGGGUGUUGGUGCAAGGGGUGGGUUUCCUGGGUGAUCCCCUUCCCAGGAAGGCUUUCUUGUGCUCAGCUGGCCAGAGGGCCCCCAAGCACCUCUGUGGGGCUCUCUUCUCCUCUUGCCCCCGGCCCUGGCAGGAUGGAUGUUGCUCAGGACCUCAGGGAAGAGGGGAGGCCAGGCUGGGGUCGGGCAGCCAGCUCCGGAGCCCAUGAUUCAGGCUUCCCCCAGCUUCACAGAGACAAGAUGGUGUCCCCCCGGAUCUCUGCCUGCCCUCCAGCCCCUCCCCACCCGACAGCCCCCUGAUUGCCAAGAGGAAGUGCCACAAAGAAAGGAACCUGCUUCCUGUGUGCCAGGAGCCCUGGGGGCCUCUUGACUUUUCACUGAGUUUCCAGGGCCAUGCGGGGGGUUUGCUUCUAGCAUUUGCUAGAUGACCAGACCCAGUCAUUUGCCCAGGGUUGCUGGGCGGGUGAGAGGUGGAGCGGGUCCGCUGGAAGCUGGUCCUGUCCGCUUUGACUCUGAGCUGUCAAGGGUGGUGAGAUUGGCUUUUCCAAGCCCCCAGGACUCCCCUUGGUGUGGGCACGGAGGCCAGUGAAUGCAUAUGUGUCCAGAGAGGCUGGGAUGUGGGCUCUUGGAGGAGGCCCCAGGGUGUGGGGGAGGGAAGGGGGAGGGGGUCCCCACAAAGGUGGGAUGCAUCCAGACUCUCAUCCUGCCGUCCUUGCCCCUCUGACUCCUCCAUCUUCCAGAUAGGCCCGCAGGUGCAUUUGCUGGGAGCUGGACGGGCCAGCUUUGGGGGCGUCCUGAGCAGGGUGCCUGCCCCCAGCCGUCUGCAGCCAGAGAGAGGGGGGUGGGAAUUAGAAUAGGCCUCUGGGGUCAUUCCCCUGCCUGACGCCAGCUGAGGCUUCACUGAGUCAGACACUGUUGUGAAAAAGACUGAUUUGGGCCAGGGGGUGGGUUUUUCUAGGUAAGAGCCCAGACUGUGGAGCCAAUGGCCUGAUUCUAAUCCUGGCUUGGCCAGUCAUCUGUGUGGACUGGGGCAAGUGACUCAGCCUCUCCGACCUCCAGUGUCCCCGUCGGUCCAGUGGGUCGAUGGCGGUCCCCUCUUCCUGGGACUCUUGUGAAGUCUUUGGAAUAAAACACACAGAGCGCCCAGCAUGAUGGAAGCCUGCCUGGCUGUGGCAACUGUUCCCCCAGCGCGGCCCACCCCAUCUCUGCUCCAGGCUCUUCUGCCCCCCCUCCCCACGUGCCUUCAGAAUGACCCUGGGGCGAGGUCAGCUGAGCGUCACAGAACUUGCAUCCGCGGACCUGUGCUGCUAGUGGUCCCCAUGACCCACUCUCUGGGCCUCCCGGGCAGGGGACUCUACACUCUUGAAAAGCCCUUUGAGCUCUCACCCCUGCCUGUUCCUCAUUGUGCAGGGUCAGCUUGGCUGUGGAUGGAGAGAGGGGAGCAGGCAGUGAAGGAGGAGAGAAGCUGGGCCCACAGUGCUGCCCACAGUGCCUCCUCUGGGAGAGAAGACGGGAAGAAAGAUGCCCUCCACCCCCCCCCCCCAGGGGGGCAGGCGGCAGAGCUCAUGGAGGUGUUGUCACCUGAUGUCCAGGUGUCUGGGUGCUUCACACAGCCCCACAUGGCUGGGGCCCUGUGAAGAGUCACAGUCUUCUCUCAGAGAGGAAAGCCACAGAUUUAUCCCCCCCUUCCUUGCCCUUUUCUGGCCCUGUCCCUUUUCUCCCUGCCUCCUCUCUCUGACCCCCUGCCUCCUCCCUUUGACCCCCUGCCUCCUCUCUCUGACCCCCUGCCUCCUCCCUCUGACCCCCUGCCUCCUCCCUCUGACCCUCUGCCUCCUCUCUCUGACCCCCUGCCUCCUCCCUCUGACCCCCUGCUUCCUCUCUCUACUUCCUCAGGUCCAUGGAGUUGCUGAUGUUAGCACGUCUGUACCAGGAGCUCUGGGCUAGAGGCUGGAGCAGGUGGUGAUGGAGAUGCAUGGUCCCUGGGGGCCGCUGGCCUCCUUCCCUCUUUCUGUAGAUGGAGGUGACCACCAGCAGAGUCAUGCUCCCCGCAGAGGGACUUGGGGAGGGGACUGUCCUGGCGUGGGGCCUCUUUCCCGCUGCCUCCAUUGAAGGUCCAGUCUGGUUGCCCAGACCGGGAGGAGACUAAAAAAAAUUCAGUGCUGUUGGCUCAUAGCCCCCUAUCUCCACUGCCCACCCAGCACAACCCCUGGGUCAGCUAGAAAGCCCCAGAAGAAAGUUUUGAAAGAGCUCCAAAAGGUAGAGCCAUUUAGGAGUUCCCGUUGUGGCUCAGCGGUUAACAAAUCCGACUAGGAACCAUGAGGUUGUGGGUUCGAUCCCUGGCCUCGCCCAGCGGGUUAAGGAUCCGGUGUUGCCGUGAGCUGUGGUGUAGGUUGCAGACACGGCUGGAUCUGGUGUUGCUGUGGCAUAGGCCGGUGGCUAUGGCUCCGAUUAGACCCCUAGUCUGGGAACCUCCAUAUGCCGUGGGAAGAGGCCCUAGAAAAGGCAAAAAGACAAAAAAAAAAAAAAAAAAAAAAAAGGUAGAGCCAUUUGGUUCAUUCGCGUGCAGAUCAUUUAUUGAGCACCUGCUGUAUACAAGGCACUGAAAUCCUAUGGGAUACAUUCAAAGGCAGCCUCAGGCAUGAGUCGUGGACUUGGAGUCACCAUCCUGGCUCCCUUAUUAACAAAAUGGGCCCUUCCUGUAGACUUUUAAGCAUCACCUUAUUUGUGAAACAGGAAGGUGAUCUGUACUUUCUAGGGAGGUGAUAAGAAGACUCUUUAGCAUGGGACUAAAUGUCUGGGGUUGAAUCCUUCCUUUGCUGCUUCCUGGCUGUGUACCCAUGAGCAAGGCAGUAAACGUCUCUGUGCUUUAGUGUCCUCAUCUGUAAAUUGGGGUAGCCACCUACCUUCUGGGGUUGCUGAGGGAUGAAGUGGGUUAAUCCAUGCUCAGCACGGAGAGUGCUCUGCAUAUAUUAACUGCAAAAUAAAUGUCAGCUAUUAUUAUUGUUCUAUACUUAGCACCAUGCUUGGCACACUGCAGGGCUUGGUGACUGGUGAUGGUUGUCAUGGCUCCAGGCCUGGGUCAGUGGUGUGCUGAGCAGGCUGAUUGUGUGUGUCCCUUAGCAGUUUAUUCAUCGAGAUCACCUUGGUAGCUUGGAAUCGGCCCUGGCGGGAGUAUUACGCCAAGGAAAUUGACAAAGGCUACCAGUCAGAGCUCUUUAGAAUGGUCUUUUGGGGAGCUGGUCGAUGGCAUGAUGGCUCUCAGUCUGGCACAGCGAGCAGAUGCAGAUGCCCGAGAGUCCUGCAUAAGUCAUGUGCCGGAAGACCCAUGCGCAGGAGGUGUCUCCACCUCACGCCUCUUAGCAUCAUGGCUGAUGUAGAAAUUUAUGAUGUCGAGAGUGCUUUGGGGCAAAUGAUUGAGGCUUUCCAGGCCACUUAUAACCUGGGGCAUCCCGGGCUGAGGACCAGUCAAAGCACUACAGCCCUUUGUGCAAACUGAGAAAAGGAGCCUUUUCUGAGCAGAUGAACUGUAGGUAAGACAUCCCCCUGGGUGCCUUGUGCAGUGCCCAGCCUGCACCACCAUAUGCGGCAGCCUGCUGAGGGCCGAGGAGAUGGGUACUUCAGCGGGCCUGUCGCUGUUUGUAGCUCCUCUUCUCUAGAGAGAGGAGGGAUCCCUGCUGGGUAGGUGGGAGCCCGGGAGGUCUUCAGAGAGGAAAUGACAUUGGAGACAGACAGGGGGAAGAGGGUGUUCUGAGGGAGGGGCUAACAUGAGCCGAAGGCUGGAGGCAGGUCCCAGCAGAACUCGAGCUCACUGAAGGUUCUGGGGGGAUUCCGGUGGGUGCUGGAGUAGGAAAGGAGCGUGGCUGGGCUGUGAACGGCCUUUGGGUGGGCCUGUUAGAGCCCCUGGAGGUUAACGUAUCUCUAAUUGGGGUUUGGAGCUUGGAUCCACUUUGGCUUUUCCCACAAGACCAAGAGGCUCCCAUAGAAAGUUCUGGGUAUGCCCCAGCUCCAUAAACCCUCGGGGCUGUGAGGGACUUGAGUCAUUCAUGGGUCCCUCGUCCAGGUCUCCAGUCUCCUAGAGGUGGGCAAAUUCCCAGGGCCCAGGGAGUGCAAUCACGGAGGACGUGACCUGGACCUGCCUUUCGCGUCCUCCUGGGAGGGCUGAAAGGCUCUGGCACCCCCUUUGCUUAAGAAGUGUUCUCUAGCGUCUUCCCCAUGUCGUGUCCUGGACUCACAUAGGCUCCUGGGAAGCCAGAAUUGCGAAGGACAGAUGGUCCAGACAGAGAACAGAUUCCAACAAGAGUUAGCGUCUUUGAGAUCUUCCCAUGGGCCGAGCCUUUACAACAGCCCUACAAGUCAAGUCCAUUUUAUAGAUGAGAAAAGGGACCCCUGGGCAAGUUAAGCUCCUGAAGCACAGUAGUGAGUCCGGGGUAAAGCGAGGACUCAAACCCCAGCAGUCCCAUGCUGGAGUAAAGAAGGAGUGACAGAAGGCAAGGGUGGGUGAGUGAGGGCAUGGGUGGAUGGAUGAAGGAAGAAAGAAAGAAGCAAGGGAGGGAUGGGCAGGCAGAACUCCCAGGCCCUUAGAGAGACCCCCGUCCAGUGUUCCCAAUGUCCAGACAGAAAACUGAGACUGGACAGGAGGCCUCCAGUAAGGGCUGCGAGGCCAAGGCUCCGGGCCACCUGACACCUGCAUCCUGCUCUCUGCCGCAGCCCCGAGCCAUGAUGAAGACCUUGUCCAGCGGGAACUGCACGCUCAGCGUGCCAGCCAAGAACUCGUACCGCAUGGUGGUGCUGGGCGCCUCGCGGGUGGGCAAGAGCUCCAUCGUCUCUCGCUUCCUCAACGGCCGCUUCGAGGACCAGUACACGCCCACCAUCGAGGACUUCCACCGGAAAGUCUACAACAUCCGCGGCGACAUGUACCAGCUGGACAUCCUGGACACGUCUGGCAACCACCCCUUCCCCGCCAUGCGCAGGCUCUCCAUCCUCACAGGCGAUGUCUUCAUCCUGGUGUUCAGCCUGGAUAACCGCGAGUCCUUCGACGAGGUCAAGCGCCUCCAGAAGCAGAUCCUGGAGGUCAAGUCCUGCCUGAAGAACAAGACCAAGGAGGCGGCGGAGCUGCCCAUGGUCAUCUGCGGCAACAAGAACGACCACGGCGAGCUGUGCCGCCAGGUGCCCACCACCGAGGCGGAGCUGCUGGUGUCCGGCGACGGGAACUGCGCCUACUUCGAGGUGUCGGCCAAGAAGAACACCAACGUGGACGAGAUGUUCUACGUGCUCUUCAGCAUGGCCAAGCUGCCGCACGAGAUGAGCCCCGCGCUGCACCGCAAGAUCUCCGUGCAGUACGGGGACGCCUUCCACCCCAGGCCCUUCUGCAUGCGCCGUGUCAAGGACAUGGACGCCUACGGCAUGGUCUCGCCCUUCGCCCGCCGCCCCAGUGUCAACAGUGACCUCAAAUACAUCAAGGCCAAGGUCCUCCGGGAGGGCCAGGCCCGAGAGCGGGACAAAUGCACCAUCCAGUGAGUGGGAGGGACCCCGGGGUGGGGCUUGGGCGGUGCCUAACGGGAGGUGGCCACCCCCCCCCAGAGGCUUGCUGCCCACAUCCACCCCCCUCCCCAGGACACCCCAACAGCAGUCACGUUCCAAGACCUUUGGCGCCAGACUGGAGGACCCCGGCCUCUAACCUCUAUACAGUCUCCUGCCUUCAGUCACUUCCUUCCAAUUCCUUCUUUCCACCGCUCCCCCUUGGUGUCGGCUUCUCCGUCGGGGGUGGAUCUCUGCCAGGCGGGGGUAAGGCUGGGUGACAUAUGGAUGUAUGCCUGGACCCAAGUCAGAGCUCGCCUACCCUUGCAAGAAACGCUGAUGCCAGAGGGGCCAGGACGCCUGCAUCUGUUGGAGCCAUGGGGCACAUCACAGGUGAAACCAUACCCAGAGCCCGCUGAGAGAGGGCUCUGCUCUCCUGGUGGAAGUCCCGGCUUGCUUUAGGUGGCAGCUGCAAGUCCCUCCUCCCCCCCCCCCCCGCACCCCAUCCUGAAGCUCUCACCCUCUGGCUCAGCUGUUUCCAUCCCCCAACUCGCAAGGUGGCCCCCCGCUGUCCCCGCCACUGAGCUAGGGGCGUCUGGGGGUUGGAAGGUGGGCGUGGCUACGGCACCUGGACCGCCCAUCUCCCGGGACCGCCUUCCUCAGCCUCCUGUGCCAGGUUCCUCUCGUCUGCUGGAUGUGCUUUGUCGUCGCAGCCAUCAUGUGGCUCCCAGUGGAAAUGGACAUUGGUGUACUGUACAAGCUGAGUGACCCCUCGGCGGCCAGGCGCCCCGUCUCCACUUGGGACCCCUUCCAGUACCGCUCCCUGACCUUGUUCCCGAGCUGGACACUGCCCGCCUACCGAGCUUCAGCAUUUACACGUGCACAGUCAGAGCAGGCUGGGGCUGCUUCUCCUCCUGCCCCUGGUCACAGAGGAGGCCAGAGGAGGCGGCUGAGAUUCAGAGGGUCAAGUGACAUGCCCCAGCUCCGCCUCUCGGCUAGUUCAAGGCAGAAUUCCACCUGGAGCCAGGCUGUCCUCUGCUGUGCUUAUUCCUCAAGCGUUCAUUGAGCACCUUUGGGUGCUGAGUCCACUGCGUGCGUGGAAGCAAAGAGGAUGAGCAAUGCACUUUACACCCCAAGGCCCAGCUUCCCUGGCUCUGACCUCUCCCCCGCCUCCCCCGCCCCCCGGCCUCUGCCCACCCCUCCUGUCCCACUGCCUCUUGCACAUGCAGCUGUUGGGAGGCGUGGAGGAACAGCUGGAAGCCAGAGCUGAGCCCAGGACAGGUAGAUGAGAAGGAUGCAGGGUGGGCCUUUUCCUUGUGCCAGGUAUUGGGCUGUGCUGGGCAUCAGGCGUGGUGGGUUUUGAAUCUGUGGACCAAAGGCUCUUGCCAUCCGCUCUUAACAGAUGCAUUUUAUAUUUUAAAUCUCCUUGAAAUUCUUGAAGUCUAAGUCCACAGGGAACCUUCUGUGAUUAUCCAGUGAAUCUUUCUGAGGCCCAGAGAGGGUACAUAACUUGCCCCAGGUCACACAGCUAACCUAUGAGUGGCAGAAGCAGGGUUAGGUCCGGGCAUUCGGCACACACCAUGACAUGCCCCUCUCCUGAUGCCGUCCCAGCCCCUGGGGACUCUGGGGAUUUGAGGUGUCGUCUCCCCGUCCCUCUCCCAAGAUCGGCCUCUGAGGGCUCCUGUAGAUUCUGUGUACAUUGUACUCAUGUAUAUACCUACACAUGCACGUGAACACACAGAUACACACGUGCCUGGCCUCAGCUCUGCACCCCCCCACUCCUUCCCUGAGCCCUGCUGCUCAAGGCAGCUGCUCCGACCCUGCUUCUGUGCCCCUGCCCAGCCCCAGCCCCAGUCCUCUACGUGGACCAGGUACCUUGGCCAGGACAGGUGUGUGGCUGGUCUCACCUGGUCACACCCCUGCUUCCCCAUAUCUCUGUGUACACUCUCAAUUAAAGUGGGUUUGUUUCUAA